GAAAAAGAUCUCCUUUCUUCGUUGUCUUCGAUCUCUCUCUGUCCAUCUCUCCCUCCCCUCUCUCUCUCCGCAAUAGAAAUGUCAUGGUUGGCGAGAUCCCUCGCGAACUCCCUCAUAUCCGACCACAACAACGACCACAGCGAAGACAGCGACGAAGACGAAAAGCAACAUUCCCUUCCAAGAAACGACCACAAUGAAAAGGAUUCCGAACAACAACAACAACAACAACAAAGCGAUCAUUAUCCUCAGUCCAUCGCGUCGGAUGGAGAAUCCCCAAACACAGCAGGAGGCGUCAAGGAAGAUCUCUCCGAGAUUACCAAAUCCCUCACCCGCCAGUUCUGGGGCGUCGCAUCCUUCCUCGCCCCGCCUCCAACUCCGCCUCAUCCCUCCACCUCAGAUAGCAACCCUCCGAUUUCAUCCGAUCCGUCGGUCUCGCAAGAUCCCGACCUAGAUUCAUCUGCAACUCCUCCGAUCGCCGGGAUCCGCAGCGAUUUCGCUGAGAUCGGCGGGAAGUUCAGGACCGGCAUCUCGCGGCUGUCCAACAACAAGGCGGUCACCGGGUUCUCGAAGAUCGCCUCGAGCUUUCUCCCUUUUGGGUCCGAUGAGAAGGAUUCAGUCGGCGAGGCUGUUGGCGUGACGGACGAAGUGCUGGCGUUUGCUCGGAAUAUCUCGAUGCAUCCGGAGACGUGGUUGGAUUUCCCACUGUUUGUUGAUGACGAUUAUUCAGAUGAUUUUGAUAUGUCUGAUGCCCAACAGGAGCAUGCUUUGGCUGUCGAACAUCUUGCGCCAAGAUUAGCAGCUUUAAGGAUUGAGCUUUGCCCCGGCCAUAUGAGUGAAGGAUGCUUCUGGAUGAUCUAUUUUGUGCUUCUGCAUUCUAGACUCAGUAAGCAUGAUGCCGAACUUUUAUCAACACCCCAGAUUGUGGAAGCGAGAGCGAUGUGGUUGCAGGAGUUGCAGAACCGGACGAAGCCGGAAUCAGACAGGUUUGGGAGAGGUAUAUCCUACACAAAAGAUGCUGCCGAUGCAGUCCCAGAAGAGCGGUUCCCGACAGCUAAUGUUCUCUCCGAAACCACUCCUAUCGCUACGUUUGCAUUUGAACCCACAAGUUCUGUAUCCACAACAGAUAUCGAGACUGACAAGCACCCGGUCGUGACUUCGGAGACGAGAAUCAUUGAUAAGUCUGUUGUUGAAGAAGGGACCGCCAUCCAGACCAAGAGUAAGGAUCUUCCGACCAGUGCCUCGAAACCAUUGGAUCAGGAGUACGACGAUGAAGGGGACGACUGGUUAGAGGAGGAUAAUUCUGAAAUGGGAGGUGCUACCAUUCCGCUUGGCAAUGAGGAGGAUGUUUCCUUCAGUGAUCUGGAGGAUGACUAUGAUGGGAGUGCACCCACGAGUUCCAAAACGUUGGUGGACACAUCUGAUUCUUCGACGAAUGGUUCGAGAGGGUGGGUCCAGCUUGACAAGAGCUCUGGUGAUGCAGCCAAGGGUGGCCGCUCAAUCAGUGACAGACCCCCUCAAGCAGGGCAGUCGAAUGCCAGCCACGAGACCAAGGAAUCUAGUGACUGGCUUAGUGUGGAUGAUAUAGAUGUGGUAUGACACUCCCCAAGAUUCAUGUAAUGUUUGAAACAUGCUGGCAGUCUCUAGAGGUAUUUUAGAUGCUUGGUUCAAGAGUUUCUGCAGUAAUCGUUUGUUCAAGUGGGGCCCAUGGUUCAUUUACCCAGGCAUUGAUACGAUAUCCCCCACCAUGGAUAAUGAUAUCAUCCGCAAAAAAUCCCCAAUAUGGGAAAAUCCUAGCCAUUGAUUCUUUGGCUUCUUUCUGUUGAGCUUCAGACUGUUGCUGCAAUUGCUUAGCCAUCUGUUUGCUGGAAAGACAUUGAGGGGUUGGGACACGAAACAUCUGUUGGCUUCCCAUUGCAUGUGCCAAAGUGGGGCCAAUCAUCUCAACGGUUUGGAUAGCUGAAUCAUGGGGCCCUGCUUAUGCAAAUUGACAACCCAAGCAUACUGUAUAAACUCUCAGGUCCAUGCAUUGCAACAUAUCUCCGGUCUUUUAUAUAUCUGUUUCCUCAUUUGUUUCAUUGGGUUGCAAUGACUGAUAUGUUUGUACAUAUACAAGCCUCCUUGAAGUAAGUUUGUGAAUCUUUUG
This is a messenger RNA of Magnolia sinica, 2143 nucleotides long. RefSeq lists its product as uncharacterized. The record is from RefSeq and is a predicted model, not a curated record. The coding region runs from base 79 to 1596 and encodes 505 amino acids. NCBI's taxonomy places the organism in Eukaryota, Viridiplantae, Streptophyta, Magnoliopsida, Magnoliales, Magnoliaceae. The transcript is spliced from 3 exons.